This is a messenger RNA of Orbicella faveolata, 1135 nucleotides long. Its product is annotated as UPF0235 protein C15orf40 homolog. NCBI's taxonomy places the organism in Eukaryota, Metazoa, Cnidaria, Anthozoa, Scleractinia, Merulinidae. Gene Ontology annotation, cellular component: cytoplasm. The record is from RefSeq and is a predicted model, not a curated record.
UGUCAAGAUCAGCCUCCCUACCCUGAUUAAAAAUUUUGAAAAGACGCUCUAAAACUGUCCGCUGACCAGAUACUUCGGCGCAAAUGUUUUCACGAAAUUUCAGGUUCGUUCGCAGUGGACUUCUUCUGAAAUGUUUUUCUUUGGAAAUAAUUUUUUUACGACAAUCACGUGAAAUUUCUGGGUCUAAAUGUAACCGCCUACGUUGUGCACAAAAUUUAAACGUUGUUAGUCUUAGAACUAGCACAAGAAACAUGCCAAAGAAAGCAAAAGUCGCCCGAGGUACACAACAAUCUCACGAUCCAGAUCCACUGAAACAAGGGGGAGAAGAAGGCACUAAAGCAGCAAUUUCCUUGAACAAAGACGGCCAAAUCUACGUAAAAUUUGUGGCAAAACCUGGCGCAAAGCAAAGCAAUAUCACAGAUAUUUCUGCCGAUGGUGUUGGAGUACAGAUAGCAGCCCCAGCAAGGGAAGGUGAGGCCAAUGAGGAACUGGUGCGUUUCUUAGCAGAUAUCCUCAACGUAAAGAAAAGAAGCAUCUCCCUGGACAAGGGAAAAAAGUCAAGACAGAAGAUGGUGACAAUUGACUCUACUGAAACCAGUGUGGACCAAGUCAGGGAAAGACUUUCAAGAGAGGCAUCACAUGAGUAAUGAAACACCACCUGUGGUGUAGUUCAAAACCAACUACAAGCUGCUGUUAUAGUAUCUGCUAGUUUGACAGAAUACAGUCACCAAAGGUCCUAGAAAGGGAGUCCUUUGGAUAGGAUAUAAUGGCAUAAGGGCUUGAUGUUUCUUUUGUGAUGCCUAUAAUUCAGUUACCAAGUUGUUCACACUGCACCUAAAAGUGCGGUAUGGACAGCCUGUGAACAGAAUUACGUGUAACUCCAAAUACUGCAGGGAGGUUUCAGUGACAGUGAGUGAGUGGAUUGGCACACAGUAAGAACAAAAACAACCCUUGGUAUUGUGAACAGGUGGUUGUUAUAGGGAGCUGGAUGUUAGUGGACACUUGACUAUAGGCAAAGCUAUGAAAAAAAUCAAAGCUAGGACCAAAGGCAUCAAUAAUUAUACAUGUACAGCUGUAAGUGGAAUUUGCUGCAUUUAAAUUAGUUAAAUAAAUGGUACAUAAAUGAAAGUAAAAA